Saccharomyces eubayanus is the source of this 1026-nucleotide messenger RNA. It is a transcript of the gene TFB4, whose product is annotated as TFIIH/NER complex subunit TFB4. The record is from RefSeq and is a predicted model, not a curated record. Gene Ontology annotation, biological process: regulation of DNA-templated transcription; nucleotide-excision repair. Lineage: Eukaryota; Fungi; Ascomycota; Saccharomycetes; Saccharomycetales; Saccharomycetaceae. Gene Ontology annotation, cellular component: transcription factor TFIIH holo complex; transcription factor TFIIH core complex. The transcript has a single exon. Bases 1 to 1026 code for a protein of 341 amino acids.
AUGGAUGCUAUAUCUGAUCCAACGUUUAAACACACUAGGUCAAGAAAUCAAGUAACCGAAGAAUCUCCAUCAUUACUUACCGUUAUUAUAGAGAUUGCACCAAAGUUAUGGACGACUUUCGAUGAAGAAGGAAAUGAAAAGGGUAGUAUAAUAAAGGUACUAGAGGCCUUGAUUGUAUUUCUCAAUGCGCACCUAGCUUUUAAUAGUGCCAACAAAGUAGCAGUCAUUGCCGCAUAUUCCCAAGGAAUCAAAUAUCUAUACCCUGAAAGCACUUCUAGCACAACUACCUCGAAAGCUCCUAGGUCUGAUAAUAGGAACCGUAGUGAUCUCAAGAUUAUCAAUUCCGAUAUGUAUAGGCGAUUCAGAAACGUUGAUGAGACACUGGUGGAAGAAGUCUACAAACUAUUUGAACUAGAGAAAAAUCAAAUUGAAGAAAAUAGCCAAAGGAGCACAUUAGCUGGUGCCAUGUCAGCCGGAUUGACAUAUGUGAACAGAAUUUCCAAAGAGUCAGUAACUACUUCGUUAAAAUCAAGGCUAAUGGUCCUUACAUGCGGUAGUGGCAGUAGUAAAGAUGAAAUUUUCCAAUACAUCCCUAUAAUGAACUGUAUCUUCUCUGCAACGAAAAUGAAAUGUCCUAUAGAUGUAGUGAAAAUCGGUGGUUCAAAGGAGAGUACCUUUUUACAGCAAACUACGGAUGCAACAAAUGGUGUUUACCUACAUGUGAAUUCUACGCAGGGCUUGAUUCAAUAUUUAGCGACAGCAAUGUUUAUUGACCCAUCACUAAGACCUAUAAUUGUCAAACCAAAUCAUGGAUCUGUGGAUUUCAGAACUUCGUGCUACUUAACGGGAAGAGUCGUUGCCAUUGGGUUUAUCUGUUCGGUAUGCUUAUGUGUUCUGUCAAUCAUACCGCCUGGGAAUAAAUGUCCUGCAUGCGACUCUGAAUUCGACGAGCAUGUAAUUGCCAAGCUAAAGAGGAAGUCCGUCGUUCCAAGGUUAAAGCCUAAGAAGAAGGUAGCGAAACCGUGA